Messenger RNA from Prunus armeniaca (apricot), 582 nucleotides. Lineage: Eukaryota; Viridiplantae; Streptophyta; Magnoliopsida; Rosales; Rosaceae. The record is from the annotation of a GenBank genome assembly.
AUGGCAGAAGAGCUAGCAGGACUUGGAGCGACCGUACAAUAUGCCUGUUCUAGUGACCAAGCACCGAUUGAUGAGAGGAAUCAAGAAUGGGAAAGUAAGGGAGUUAAAGUGACCGGCUCAGUUUUUGACCUCAAAUCUACAACUCAAAGAGAGAACCUCAUGAACACAUUCUCAUCUGCUUUUGAUGGCAAGCUUAACAUCCUUCUUCAGGAUAUGCAAGUGUUCUCUUUCGCUGAUCUGAAAGCUGAGCCUGAACUCUCUGCCUUUGCAGAAACAAGCAAAGUUGGCGUGGAAAUGGGCAAAAGACAACAUUCGCACAAACACUGUGAAACUUAUGUUCGUGCUGAUGAUGGUCUCUGUCGUCCUGCAGAGCCUAAUGAGAUUUCAUCUCUGGUUAGCUUCCUUUGCCUCCCAGCUUCUUCUUACAUCAAUGGAAAAGAAUUUUAUAUCGAUGGACAACAAACAGUUUGUGACCCUGUAGGAAUGUGGAACCAGGGUUGGCCUGGUAAUAGCACUUCCACACCCAUUUGCCAUAGCAAAGGGCAAGGGCAAUGUAAGGGAUGUUACUAUUCACAUGAAUAG